Messenger RNA from Penicillium waksmanii, 2364 nucleotides. Its product is annotated as zinc metalloproteinase family protein. The record is from RefSeq and is a predicted model, not a curated record. The coding region runs from base 1 to 2364 and encodes 787 amino acids. Lineage: Eukaryota; Fungi; Ascomycota; Eurotiomycetes; Eurotiales; Aspergillaceae. Gene Ontology annotation, cellular component: cytoplasm. The transcript has 4 exons.
AUGCCUUUCUUCAAGCAGCUUCGUCGCCGGUCCAAGGCUAGCUUCAAUGCUACCGACUCCAAGUCCCCUUCAACUAAGGUGGAAAUGGUCUCGGGAAAAUCCUCCUCCACGAUCGACACUUCUUCCCACAGCUCCAUCACUCCCCCAUCGUCAAUCAAACCGACCCUUUCCUCCCCGAAUCUCCCUUCUCUGUCCGAAUCAAAUGGUACCAGCAUCGCCAGCACAACCAGCACACCCCUCCCUGCUCCCCCGCAACGACCGGCCACUUUGGUAACAACCCCGUCACAACGGAACAGCGUCGUGGGAAGCUCCUCUUCCUCCAUCAAUGGCAUCUUUCGGACGCCCGCCCCGAGCUCGCCCUAUGCUCCAAGGAUUGUCUCAAUCUCUGAUAACAACUGGGUCCAUCAAAAAGUUCUCCUCAUCUAUGGCCAGGUCGGCGACCCGCGUCAACAUCCGCUGGACGGCAAUUUGACAGUCUUCCAUCACCAAGAUAACUUCCCGUCGAUCGGCUGGCCCGUCACGGCAUCCCACUUUAAAGCUCUCGUUCAUUUGGUUCCCGGUCCCAAUCGCCUUCGCUUCGACUUUAUUUCUCCCAAAUUAUCGACAGGAAGCACCCACCCCGCCGUGCACUCUACAUGGAUCAAUAUUAACUACUUGCCGUUGGUCAACUCCCCGCCUCUGCAUUUGGUGAUCCUACUUGGCAAGGACUCCGAUGGCACCUACGAUACCGUACCGGAAAGACAAGAGCGGGAAGGCAAUGGUCUCGAAACGGCGAUUCGAAAAUACCGAACAGCUGCAUACCUGUGGCAGGCUUUCACCGGAGAGCAAAUGUAUCGCAACAACCUCGGCCGGCGCUGCUUUCGAUUUGAGGAGGAGUGGCAGCCAGGGAGUCUCAGCCGCCGGGAUUUACCCGCUGGUCAGAUGCGAAACGAAGCCAAGGUCCACGUUAUUCGCUCCAACAAGACCGUCGCCGAGCUGAGAGAUCUCGAGAUCGCUCAGCAAAACCAAAACGCCAAAAACAGAGACGAGCUCUUCAACAUUGCGAAAGACGCUGUGCGCAGUCAUUUUAACACACAUUCCGGUCAGAAGCAAUACGUCUCCGUCCUGCUUCUCGACUCUCAUUGGGAUACCGGUGCACAAACUAUCACCGGCCAUGCUGCUCUAGGCUCGGGCGACGACGACAUCAAAAUGGCCAUUUUCGGGUCACAUUGCCUGCAGAGCUACCCAUCAUGCUUGGAAGAGGUGGUGGAUGCAUUUUCUGACUGCACGCGAACAGAUACCAACUACGUGGCCAACGAUAGCGGGGAGGCUGGCUCUAACUGGGAGUCCGCCAACCUGGGAAUUGGAGCUCAUCUCCACGAGGUCGGUCACCUUUUCGGUUGCCCUCAUCAGGAGAGCGGUAUCAUGUUGCGCGAUUACGUCCAACUCAACCGAUCCUUCCUGACCAAAGAGCCAUUCUCAACCCGUACAAAGGCGCAAGGCCUGAAGAUCUGUUUGCCGAACGACGAAUGUGGAUGGCAUCGCUUGGAUGCGCUGCGUUUUCGAUUCCACCCGGCCUUCCGUAUGCCAAACGAUGCCCCAGUCAGCUCGGAUGAUAGCGUUCAAGUAUGGCCAGUGGAAAAUGGCAAGAUAUUAUUCACUGCGUCAUCAGGAAUCGCGUUCAUGGAACUAUACAAGGAGGGGGAUGACUUCUGUCACGACUUCAUCGAGUACCUCAACACCGAAAACAGCAGCAACGGACUACCGAAACAAAUUACCAUUACUGAAAGCGAGCUCCGCCAAAAGGUCUUCGGAAACGAGAAGGAGAAGAAAAAGAAGAUCCGCUUGGUGGUCUACUCCGGUGCAUUGGGCAGCUACACUGUUGAAGACGUUGGCCUUUUAAAGUCCAAGAGCUCUUUAGUCAAGCUGCCAAAGAGCCAGACUGGCUACAAAAGUGGAAUCCUGGGCCAGUCAAACAUGGAAGGCAGCGAGCCCGAGCAGCUUCUUCUCGAGUCAGCCUUUGUUAUGUCGAAAUUGCUGACGUCCAUCAAAGUAUACCACGGCUCAGCCCUGGAUGGUAUUGAGUUCUGCUACGAGGACAUGACGAGUCAACUCUUUGGCAAACGUGGUGGCAAGCCUAGCGGGGAUGAGUUCGUUCUGGAUGUUCGACGUGGGGAGAUUCUACUUGGGUUUUACGUCCGAGCUGGACUUUGGAUCGAUGGAAUCGAAAUUCUCACUAGUCAUGGGAGGAAAUCUGGUCUCUAUGGAAACGCCACGGGCGGAGCAGGACACACAUUGAUACCACCUUUGGGAUAUAAGAUUGCUGGUGUCUCUGGAUCCACCGGUGCUUGGGUAGACGGGUUUUCUCUCAUCAUUCAGCACUGA